Messenger RNA from Rubroshorea leprosula, 1434 nucleotides. The record is from the annotation of a GenBank genome assembly. NCBI's taxonomy places the organism in Eukaryota, Viridiplantae, Streptophyta, Magnoliopsida, Malvales, Dipterocarpaceae.
ACGACGUCGGUUGUUGUCUUACGCUUGAAUCACGCAGUAAUUAAGAGGAAGAACCCAUGAAACCAUAGUACUGAAUGCCUGAAAAUUCGAAGAAAUUUUCGAGCUUUGACUGUAAAGCUCCGGUUUUGAGCACAGGGGCUUCAUUUUUCUGUGGUAAAGUUUCGAGAUUUUUGGUAUUCUUGAGGUAUGCAAACAGAAGCAAGAGUUGGGGUGGUAAACUCCGGCCAUGGAGGAGGGGUGGCUUCAGUGGAUAACGCUGCGCUGAAGUUUAAGCAACAGCAAGAGUUAUUACAGCAGCGGGAAACCCGGAUCGGUACACUGUCGGAGCUUCUUGCUGGAGGGGUAGCUGGUGCUCUGAGCAAGACCUGCACUGCGCCUCUGGCUCGUCUUACCAUUCUCUUCCAGGUGCAAGGAAUGCACUCUGAUGCUGCAACAUUGAGAAAAGCUAGCAUAUGGCAUGAAGCAUCAAGAAUUAUUAGGGAGGAGGGGUUUAGGGCUUUCUGGAAAGGGAACCUGGUUACAAUUGCUCAUCGUCUACCAUAUUCUUCUGUCAACUUUUAUGCAUAUGAUCACUACAAAAAGUUAAUACAUAUGAUUCCAGGAAUGGAAAGGCAUGGUAAAAAUAUGAGUGCAGACAUUGGCAUUCGUUUUGUAUCUGGUGGUUUGGCAGGAAUAACAGCUGCGUCAGCUACGUAUCCACUUGAUCUUGUGAGGACACGUCUUGCGGCCCAGACAAAUGUGAUCUACUACAGAGGGAUAUGUCAUGCUUUACAAACUAUCUGCAGAGAGGAGGGCAUGUUGGGUCUUUACAAGGGACUUGGAGCAACACUUUUAGGCGUUGGGCCUAAUAUAGCAAUUAGCUUUUCAGCGUAUGAGACCUUUAGAUCUUACUGGCAGUCACAAAGGCCCAAUGAUUCAACUUUUGUUGUCAGUCUGGCAUGUGGCAGUCUUUCAGGGAUCGCAUCAUCAACUGCAACGUUUCCUCUGGAUCUUGUAAGGCGACGCAAACAAUUAGAAGGGUCAGGUGGUAGAGCCCGUGUUUAUACAACAGGACUUUUUGGUACAUUCAAGCACAUAUUGCAGACAGAAGGCAUGCGCGGUCUAUACAGAGGUAUCCUACCGGAAUACUACAAAGUGGUGCCCGGAGUUGGGAUAUGUUUCAUGACUUACGAGACACUGAAGAACCUCUUAGAAAACAUUUCAACCCAAUUGUAGUUGGUGCAAGUAUAUCUCUAUCUUUGCACCUAAAAUAUAAGACAGCAGCAGACUUUGUAAUGAAACAUUACAUGCUCAUUUAGGUUGAUUCACAUACACAUCACAGCAGCAAAAUUUGCUGACAAAUUACAGAUAUUGAAUUUUCCUUGUGUAAAUAGAUUCACACAGGACUACAGAUAUUCAACAAUGUUAUACCGACAAUAAUUUCAUUUGAUUCAA